AUGGCGUUCAUGACCAAGAAGAAACGCUACAAGUUUGGGGUGCAGUGCUGCCUCGAGGAGCUCACGGAAGUGCCAUUCGUCUCCGGUCUGCUUUUCGCGAAGGUGCGUCUGCUCCACGGUGGCAAUUUCCAGGAACACUCUAGCAGGGAGGAGGUGCGCAAUCACGCGGUGCGGUGGAACGCUCAGUUCUCGUUCGUGUGCAAGAUGUGCGCCAACGCGAACACGGGCGUGCUGGAGCCAGCACUCAUGCGCGUCUCCGUGCGGAAGGAGUGUAAGGGUGGUCGUUCGUACCAGAAGCUGGGCUUCUGCGACGUGAACCUGGCGGAGUUGGCGGGCGCGGGGGAAGCGACGCGGCGCUGCCUGCUCGAGGGAUACGAUCUGCGUCGGCGACAGGACAACUCGGUGCUGCGGCUGCGCAUCAAGAUGAGCAUGAUCUCCGGGGACCCACUUUUCAAAGUGCCGGAGCGCAAGAAGGAUGCGCCCGAGGCGAAGGCGGACAGCGGGUCCGAGAGCGCGGCGCCCGACGACGACGCCGCCUCCUCCACCGCCAGCUCCGGCUUCGGCUCACUCACCAAGAAGAAGAACUAUGAGGGCAGUCACUCGCAGCCGCUGUCGUCGCUGCCGUCGUGCGAGCUGCCCGACCCCGACUCGGACGACCCCGCCCCCGCGCCCUCCUCCCUGCCCGCGCCCGCCCCCGCCCCCCACCCCGCCGCGCUGCACGCCCUCGUGGACCACGCCGGCGGUAACGCGGCGUGCGCCUCCUGUCUGCAGCAGCACACGCACUCGCGCAACUCCUCAAACACCUCGGGCGAUAUGAGUAGCAAGGCGUCCGGGUACGGCAGCUCCGCGUCGGGCGCCUCCGCCCACUCCCGACACAGCUCCGAGGGGGACGCGCCCGACACACGCACGCACCACAGGUAA
Molecule: messenger RNA, 921 nt
Organism: Diatraea saccharalis (sugarcane borer)
Lineage: Eukaryota; Metazoa; Arthropoda; Insecta; Lepidoptera; Crambidae
Source: the annotation of a GenBank genome assembly